Messenger RNA from Dalotia coriaria, 408 nucleotides. Its product is annotated as protein LTO1 homolog. The transcript has 2 exons. Bases 1 to 408 code for a protein of 135 amino acids. Lineage: Eukaryota; Metazoa; Arthropoda; Insecta; Coleoptera; Staphylinidae. The record is from RefSeq and is a predicted model, not a curated record.
AUGUUACAAGAUGAUGAUAAAGACAUAAAUGACGCUUUUGAUGAUAUCUUAUUCACUGAAGAGCAUAUCAUUGAAGAAUCUUUUAAGGAAGGCUUCAAAGAAGGUGAAACACAAGGAAAUCCAGAAGGUUAUCACCUGGGAUAUCAUCGUGGGGCAGAAAUCGGAGCUGAAUUAGGUUAUUACUAUUCUAAAAUACAACAAUUAGAAUCACUACACCAUAAAAACUGUACUGAAAAGGUGACAAAAUUAUUUCAAAGCUUAAACAGCCAAAUAUCUAAUUUUCCUUCAGAAAAUAUUGAGAUAGAUAUUCUAAAAGAUUUAGAUAGUAUCAGGUUUAGUUAUAAAAAGUUAUGUGCACUACUAAAUGUUAGUUCAAGCUGGCCAGAAGGUGAUAAGUUAAGUUUUUAG